AUGUCAGGCAAAGGAGCAAAGGGAUUGUUAACAAGCAAAACUCCAGCUCAAUCUAAAGAUAAAGACAAGAAAAAACCCAUCUCUCGCUCUUCACGUGCUGGUCUUCAGUUUCCUGUUGGGCGUAUCCACCGACUUCUGAAAUCAAGAGCGACUGCCCAUGGAAGAGUGGGUGCAACGGCAGCUGUUUACUCUGCUGCUAUCUUGGAGUACCUAACCGCUGAAGUGUUAGAGCUAGCAGGAAAUGCAAGCAAGGAUCUGAAGGUGAAACGUAUAACACCUAGGCAUUUGCAGUUAGCAAUCCGGGGUGAUGAAGAGCUAGACACUCUUAUAAAAGGAACCAUAGCUGGUGGUGGUGUGAUCCCUCACAUCCACAAGUCGCUAAUCAACAAAUCCUCCAAGGAAUGA
Messenger RNA from Dovyalis caffra, 405 nucleotides. The record is from the annotation of a GenBank genome assembly. NCBI's taxonomy places the organism in Eukaryota, Viridiplantae, Streptophyta, Magnoliopsida, Malpighiales, Salicaceae.